Liolophura sinensis is the source of this 678-nucleotide messenger RNA. RefSeq names its product protein phosphatase 1 regulatory subunit 12B-like. Gene Ontology annotation, molecular function: phosphatase regulator activity; protein binding; enzyme inhibitor activity. Lineage: Eukaryota; Metazoa; Mollusca; Polyplacophora; Chitonida; Chitonidae. The record is from RefSeq and is a predicted model, not a curated record. The transcript has a single exon. Gene Ontology annotation, cellular component: cytoplasm. The coding region runs from base 1 to 678 and encodes 225 amino acids.
AUGCAUUUGCCUACCCUUGUGGCUUAUGGGAGUCUGCCUUACCAAGGUGUUGUAGGCGCGACCUGUCACAUGGCAACGGAUCGCCGGAAAAUCAGUUUUCCUGCGGACUCUGUCCUGACGUCCGUCGUCCAGGAUGGGGAUGCUGUAGAACUGAUCAAACUUCUCGGUCCUCCAGGAACGGUGGAUGUCAACCAGAGAAACCACGUGGGAUUGACGGCUCUUCACCACGGUGUACUGCACAACAACCUGGACGCCGUCAAAGUCCUUCUGUGCCAAGGUGCUGAUACGAACGCCCAGGACGUGUAUGGCUUCACACCCUUGCAUACGGCUGCAGCCUGUGGCUUCCUACACAUCGCCAGCCUUCUUAUACUGUUUGGGGCUGACGUCCUACUACAGACGAAAGAGGAGGAAAUGCCUGUGGAUGUUGCCAAGGACAUCGAAAUUGUGCGCUUGUUAACUGAGGUGAUGUAUCCCAGACUUCAUAAGGAGGUGUACUACAGUUCUCUUGCCAAGACUACACUAAUAGAAGUGACCCGAAUAAUGAAAUGCUUUACAGAAUACGUGAUACGGACGUGUGCUGAACUAGUUCAGAGCGUUCGAAAACAAAACCACAAACCUGUUGACAAUGGGGAAUCCCCGUGUAAGGAAUCGUCUGAAAACCACUCACAUCAGGACUGA